GCUUCGUGCGUCAUGGGAAAGCGUUCGGCUUCUGUCAUCAAUUUGUUCUUCAUCAUUUCCACACACUUGCAAGAACCGUAAACGACCAGCUCGUGUCGUUGCGGUAGGGCUUUUAUUUUGAAACACGCCCUUGUCCAUACGACGGGAAGUGGUGCUUUCGUGUUGCUUAUUGUUGCCAGUGGUUUCGAACUGACGCUUCACUCCGGCCUGGGUGUGUCCAAACGGAGGUGUGUUCUGAAUCUGUUCAUUCAUUCGACUUUCCGUUGACUACGGCAGUGGUCGACUGAAAUGGAUGAUUUACACCGGACUAGCGUACUGGUCACCUCCUGCUUCAAAACUCCGGUUCACCCACAAACAAAAACGCCGGUUGCUCUGUACGAGCGGAAGAAAGUCUGCAAAGCAUGUAGCUGCUUCCAGGAGUCGCUGCAUGACAUGCGGGGUCACGAGAAAGAGAAUAAAUGUCAGCAUUAUUUGGAUGGAGAAGAUUCAAAGAACUACCUCGCAUCAUCAAAAAAUUACAGGCCGGUUCAAAGUCAUUUAGAUAUAAGAAAAAUGUUGAUCUCCAAUGAAGAGUAUUACAGGAAACUGGAAGAGCUUAAAAAUGCCCAUUUAGACACAAUGGCUCAGCUUGAAGGCAUGUACAAAACUAAACUGAAGUUGAGAGAAGAGGAGCAGGACAGUGAUACCGAUGAAGCAGAAUUAAAUUACAGUAGGCAGGAGUGGAAGACUCAAAACCACAUAACCAUUUGUGAGAAGAAUUAUUUGGACAAUGAAACCCACUACAGCCAUUGCUCAAGUUACUCAGAUGUCUCAGAUGUUGUUGUCAUAGACAUUGAGGCAGAAAACAAUGAGAAAGGAGUUCUUCUGUCUCCAAGGGAACAUAUAAAAAGCAUGUGGGAUGACUUUUCUAUACAUGACUAUAUAGCACAUGAAAAAUUGAGAGCACAGCUUUCUCCAAAAAGACAUAAAAUGAAAGGAAAGUCAAAAGAAUGGAGCCCAGCAGUCACCGUUCCCGAGCCUUUUCAGAUGACUAUCAGGGAAGAGAAGAAGAAGAAGAAAAACAUCAAAUCUAGGUCUGAGAUUGAAUUGGAGAACUUCAUGUUGAAGAAACAAAUGGAGGAAGUGAUGGAGUGUCAGAAGAAAUUUAAGGCAAACCCAGUGCCUGCCCAUGUGUUUUUACCAUUGUAUGAAGAACUCACAGAAAGGAAUGAGGAGCGGAGACAGUUUGUGAAGGAGAGAAGUAAGGAACUUUUGUUGGCCUCACAAAAACCUUUCACUUUUAUUGAAAGAGAGGCAAAAAAGAAGGAAACAAGAAAAACACAGUUAAAAGUCUUGAUGGUUAAAAAGAAAAAAAGCACAUUUAAAGCAAAGCCUGUUCCAAAAUCAAUUUAUGAUUCGACUUUUAAUGAUCGAUUAGAGGAGGAAGAACUUUAUCGAGAAAUUAGGAUGCAAAUGAGAGCACAGGAGCUGUUGUACAGCUCCUCUUUACCAAAAAAUAUGGUUAAUCAGCUGACUUCAAAGAAGAGAAAAGUUAAAGGAGGAGAAAAUGAAAAGGAAUUUGAAUUUCAACCAAAAAUAACAGCAGAUGUCCCAGAUUUUGAGGCAAAAUACAGAAAGUUCCAAAAACAGAUGAUGAAAAUGAAGGACAUUAAACCAGUCACUGUGUGUGAGCCCUUUAAGCUAAGAACAUCAAUGAUUCAGUCCAAUCGGGAGAAGAUUCUUGCAGAUAUAGAAGCUGAGGAAAGUAAGCGGGGGGAUUCUCGUUGGCCUUACAUCACCUCAACCAAACAAACAAAGCUGGAAUACAGCAGUACAAACUCCUCCUUGUGUGGCAGUCAAGAACUGUGUCCUGCUAAAGCUACUGAAACAUGCAGAAGGCGCCAGGAAGCAAUAAGGAACUCGCUUGAAGAGAAGAAAAAGUUGGAGGAUGAAGAAAAUAAGUGGAGAGCAAAGCGGAAACAGAGAAUGAAAAUGCUGCAGAAAAUUAUUGCAAAACGUGCUCAAGCCAAUGACCCCCUUCAGAGUCUGGCUCGGAUAUCUGAGUUAAAAGUAAAGCAGUUCAGGAAACAAGAAAGACAGAGAAGAAAAGAGUAUCUGGAGGAAUUAAAAGAAAUACAAGAGCGAGUGAAGGAAAGGCCAUUAUUGCUGGAACAAGUUGCUAAGAGGAAUGCUACAAUGGCAGCAGAGAAACACUACGCAGAAACCCUAAAACAUCACGGACUAAGCGAGGAUUUCCUCCACAGUAAAGUGGCGAGAGUACUCAAGGUGUUUAAUGAUUCGCUGAUGGAGCACGAACAAAGUUUCCCCAAAGAUUCAUCCAAAGAGAUCCCUGAAGCUUAUGUGUACACAGAAUAUCCAGAUGAUUAUGAAGAUUUUGAUGAAAAUGAUGAUAAAGAAAUCAAUCAUAAAGUGCUACAUCACAGUGAAAACGAUGACAGUGAAAGAGAAGAUGCCAUUAUAGAUCACUACAAAGAAAGUGAUAAUGAUGAUCCUCAAUAUGACAGUGAAUCACGGGCAGGUGACGUGACUUGUUCAAUGUAUCACAGUGUUGGGAGCAGGAUUUGAAGCCUAAGUCAAAGCUUAAACCACUACACCUUGGAUAAAGGUGUUGUCCAAAUACUAGGUAAUAAUAUUGAACCACAGUUGAUUUGUUGUUUGUUUUCUGCACAUUUGCUAAAGUUUAGCUGUGUAAUCAUCUGGAAGGAGGUUUUCACAAGUCAACACUGUAGUUUUCACAAACAGACAGGCUGAGGCCUUCUUUCAUGUACACGUUAUUUCGAGUAGAGCUUUGCAUCUUUCCCUGUGGAUCAUUUUUGGCACAUGCUUGCUUUUUUUUUCUUGUGGUCAGUAACAUAUAAUUUAAUAAUGUACACUACCAUUACAAUUGAAAAGUUACUAACAUCUGUUAUUCUCUGAUUACAUACUAAACCUCUUAAAAGCUGUGAUACUGAGACCGGCCACUGUCUUGUGCAUGCCCUGUGUCACCUAUCAGACUUGUGUGUGCUGAGAGUGAGGCUAAGAUACACGAGGGCUGUGCUCGCCCCUCACUAAAACACAACCAAUAAAAGUCCCCAGUGGGUGCCUACUGGUUCAGUGCUACUGGCCUGACGAAUGCUGACAUCUGAGAUCAGCACAUGGGCAGAUUUUGAACACUUAAAUCCAGG
Polypterus senegalus (gray bichir) is the source of this 3164-nucleotide messenger RNA. RefSeq names its product FAM161 centrosomal protein A (gene fam161a). The transcript has 8 exons. Bases 289 to 2565 code for a protein of 758 amino acids. Gene Ontology annotation, biological process: cilium organization. Lineage: Eukaryota; Metazoa; Chordata; Cladistia; Polypteriformes; Polypteridae. The record is from RefSeq and is a predicted model, not a curated record. Gene Ontology annotation, cellular component: cilium.